Messenger RNA from Cloeon dipterum, 3005 nucleotides. RefSeq lists its product as uncharacterized. The transcript is spliced from 22 exons. Gene Ontology annotation, molecular function: carbohydrate binding. Gene Ontology annotation, biological process: biological process involved in interspecies interaction between organisms. Gene Ontology annotation, cellular component: external side of plasma membrane. The coding region runs from base 132 to 2540 and encodes 802 amino acids. The record is from RefSeq and is a predicted model, not a curated record. NCBI's taxonomy places the organism in Eukaryota, Metazoa, Arthropoda, Insecta, Ephemeroptera, Baetidae.
CAUCAUCAGCGCUUUCGUCGCCGCAUGCAGUAAUGGUGGCCAGUAAUCGAGCACAGUUAACAAUUUACCAAUUGAAUUGAAAAAUUUAAGAUGUGCCAUUGCAGUCACCGCAGCUUUAAGAAAGCAGUGACAUGAAAUUAUUCGUCAUAGUUUUGAUCGCGUUUCAUUUGAUUGGAAAUGAUGUAGAAUCUCAAACUUCAAAAUUCAACAUCAAUCAGUUUAUUUCAACUAGCCUUAGAGAAUGGACAUCAAAAAUCCAGUCGGAGUCAUUCAAUUGUGCCCAACAAUGCCGCAGUUUGAUUUUGAAUUUAAAUAGGGACGUUCCUACUCUACCUCCGUUCUUUUUUAAUGUCAUCGUACAGAUCAAAACGACCGUCAACUGCUCAGGAGAAUUGCGACGAUUGCAGCCCAUUUGCACCGGCAGGUUUCGCUUUCUAGAUGUCGUGCAGAUAGGUGGUAACCAGUAUUGGUUUCCGUUGACUCGACAGUCAACGUAUUUUUCUGCGCAAAAAUUCUGCCGUUCCAAAGGACUUGACUUGGCCUCACUAAGAAAUCAAUCGCUGGAAGGCUAUUUAAUUUCCACCUACUUGAAAUACUACACAAACAUGCUUAAUCUAACAACCACGCGGUUCAAUUUCUGGGAUGGCAGAGCUGACCGAAAACUCGACGCAGCAAGUGCAUUGAUUUGCUCGUCGUUUUCACUCAACAUCAGUGAUUUUCGAGGAAUGGUUGCUGUCCGGGCUAACGAGACUUGCACCAACAUCAAUAAUUUUAUAUGUGAAGUUCCGACACUUUGCUAUAGGGACAUCUGUCGCGGAAACUUCAUUUCGAGAUUUACGGUGACACCAUCUCCCGCCGGUGCAGUGACUACCACGCCAGGGCCCUUGGUGGCAAAUUUGACACCGCCGUUUUACAUCUGCGAACAAUGCCAUCUCAAUCACCAGAUAAUGUUCACGGCGCCUUGUACGGAAUUGAACUGUCCAACAUGCACUCCUAAAAUGACAUUUGACCGGACAGGAGCGAAGGAAUGCAAUGGGAAAUAUUAUUUCUUCUACGAUAGCAAAUUUAGCUACUACUCCGCGGUUACUGCCUGUUGCGAUCUUGGAAUGCAACCAGUCAACAUUAAUAGUGAUGACGAUGUGGAGUGCAUCAAAACCUAUCUCUACGAAAAAGGUUUCAAGCCGUCUGAUAUGGAAAAUGGCAGGUGGAUGUGGACGUCUGCCACUGACCAGGGCACCAACUGCAACGGCCGCUUCGCUUGGUGCGGCACGAACACACCGGUCAACGGUCUGUCCAGAAUGCCCAUAGACCCGGCCAACAUGACCGACUCGGACUGUCUGGCUCUGUUCGUGAGGUCGUCCAGCACCAACGAUUUCACCUUCCAACUAGCCACAAAAACCUGCAUUUUGAACUUCCCCGUGUUGUGCGAGGCUAAAGCGCCGCCGGAAGUGCCGCGAACAUCUGCCCUAAUGAGAAGUGGUACGUGCAGCGAUUUUGCGAAGAGCUGCCCUAAAGGAGCUGAAACCUUGGAUAGGACUAUUCAACAAAACGAGAUCUAUAGAAGAGCAGGGGGGAUAAAGUCGGCGUUGAUAUGCAACAAGUACUACCAAGUAUACACUGGAGUGUUACCAUUUGAUGGCGCUCUGAAAGCAUGCACUGAUAAUCGAUUGGAAAUGGCAACAAUCUUCAACUAUGAAGAAUUAAAUUGUCUUCGGGAUUUUCACUUAGCCCUGAGAUUCGGCAAUGACCUGAGGGACAUGGAAGCAACUGGCGAAAAGGUUUUCUUGAAAUCGAGUGACAGGUCAUGCGACGGCGCUCCCUUGCACUGGUGCAACACGGGAAGCUCUGUCAGUCAGCACCUGAUAAGGCCAGGCCAGUCCAAGGCGGGCCAAAACUCCGCCAAGUGCCUCGGCGUUGACAUCAAGCUGUCCAGAUACGGCCUAACGACCCUCCCGUGCGAAAUCCAAUAUCCCACCAUUUGCAAGGAAAACACCACGUGCGUCAACCCUACUUGUCCCACAGUGAACUGCGCGAAAUAUAUGUCUGUUGCGCCAAACAGUGAAAAAAAUGUAUGCGGCACAACCUACAUCAUUUUGGAGGAAAAAAAAACAAUGAAGGAUGCUCUGGAGACGUGUUGUCAAAUGGGCAUGGGUCUCCUGUCCAUUGAGUCAGUCGAAGAGCAAAACUGCCUCUACAGGUUCAUGAAAGCCAACAUGAUCAGUGUGACUAAAGUGUGGACGUCUGCAACCGACAUCGGCUGCAAGAGCAAAUUCGCGUGGUGCACGACUGGCGAGAUGCUCGCCUACGACAGCUUCAAUAGCUUUCAGAAUCAACCUAAGACAGGCAAUUUCUUCACCGAUGAAAAUUGCGUCAGCGCCAGCUUUGAGGGCAGUCUAGGCCAGACGCUUUUGAUCCGCGAGCAAUGCGGUGCCAUUUUGCCGUACAUAUGCGAAGUGACUAGAACUAAAUUUUUGGCUGGGAACUACUCCGGGCCUGAAUCUCCGUCUCUCAACUACAAUUUCAACACAACCCAGCUAUAACAGAACACAACAAAACGCACACAGUGGCAACUGUUGCGUCAAAUUUCAAACUGCCGAGGUUGCGUUUGACGCCAUAUGAAAUACUAUGAACACAAAACAAAAUGGCACGUUGACAAAUAGCGGAUGAUGUGAAAACCCCUAGAACUGCUAAUGUCUAGGAAAUUCCGUAAAAUAUAACAACUUUUGAAUGGAUUUUAUAAAUUUGCACUGAUUUUUAGACUUGAUAUUUUAUUAUACAGCACAAGCAGAAAAGGGUGUUAAUUUAAAAUUUUUGGCUUUAUGAUAUCUUGGGAAUGAUUACAUUUGUUUAUUUUAACUAUCCAUUUGCAUGUUUAGACAUUAAAAUCCUGACUUACAAAAAUAAUACCCUAUACAUACCACGGACAUUUUUAAAUUGUAAUUUUGCUCCAUUUGUUUAAUUGGGCGAUUGUCAAAUGUGAAUAAAAUUCAACAUUGGAAAGAAGA